CAGGUGGCGCUGUUGCGUCCCCUCAACCCGAAAACAGCCUGGCCUCACUUUACUGUCAGAAACUCCGGUUCCCGUCUCUGGACCUAGUGUGCGGACAAUGGAUCCUUAUCAGAACCAGAGCGAGCAGCUCCGCUCCAGCCGACGGCCCGACAGAUCAGCACAUGUGCUGGGAAGCGAUGAGAGUCCAGGUGAAACGCACAGGGACGCGGCUGCAGGAGGAAACCCGCAGCCGGCGGACCGGCGGCCGCAGCACUUAGGUGGAUUCAGCAUGAUCCCACCCAACGAGUCUCGGCGGAGCCAAAUGAGAAUGAUGGCUCAAAAAGAAGAAGAGGAGCUUCAGAGGUGGAAGGAGGUGCACAGAGUCACUUCAGUGCAUGAGGAUCCAGAGAGGCUGGGUGGCAACGGGACGCUGGCCGAGGCCAGAGACCAGCAGAUAGCAAAGCUGCGCUGCUCCAAAGUGCAGAAGAAGCUCCAUCGGGAAGAACAGGAAAAGAGGAGGAAGCAGGAGGAGGAGGAGAAGCUGCAGAAGAUGAAGGCUGAGCAGAGGCAAAAGGCCGAGCGGCUGCAGGAGAGGAGGCGGCAGCAGGAGCAGAGCAGGACGGAGCAGCUCGGCCCGGACCGCCUCAGGAAGAACCAGAGCUUUCUGCAGAAACUGGAGAGCAGGGCUUCAGGUGCGCUGGCCUCCUGCAGAGCCCCACAGACGCCCCCCGGGGCGUGUGCCCAUCAGCACGAGGCCGUGGAGACUGAACCGAGAGACAAGCUGGAGAAGAGCGAGAGAGCCGUGGAGCUGGAACACAAGAGAGUGAACACAGCGUUUCUGGACAAACUGGAGGCUGAAGGCAGAAGGAGCGAGACCAGCGCUCCGGAGGCAGAGCGGCUUGAAGCACUCCGUCCGGCUCCAGCUGCAGAACCGGUCCCACCCGCUGACGGGAGCCCAGAUCCAGCGCCGAGCGGCUCCGACGGGACCGAGGCAGCCGACCUGGAGCCCGAGUUGGACUGGGCCUUGAUGAAGCUGGUGAGCAGCUUUCCAGACGGAGACCCAGCCUUCCUCCAGGACAUCCUGGGGCAGUGUGGGGGCGACUACCAGCAGGCCUGCAGGCUGCUGAAGCCCCCGCUCAGCUGAGGCCUCGCUCCGCAGACCCUCCUGCACCUCCCGGGCCGUGUGCGCUUCCUGGAGCCUGUUUUGGAUUAUACUAUUAAUGUGCUUUGCCCCCCCCUCCUCGUAGCACUGAGUCAUGCCUGCUUUUAGUCCUGACAUUGACUUGAAUUGAUGAUCAUUUUCACCACUUUAGUCAAAGGUCAUCGCCAUGACUCAGUCCUCUGGUCAUAUUUUGGGCUCUUAAUUAAAUCAGUGUGUGCA
Messenger RNA from Betta splendens (Siamese fighting fish), 1360 nucleotides. It is a transcript of the gene epsti1, whose product is annotated as epithelial stromal interaction 1. The transcript is spliced from 10 exons. The record is from RefSeq and is a predicted model, not a curated record. Bases 98 to 1123 code for a protein of 341 amino acids. Lineage: Eukaryota; Metazoa; Chordata; Actinopteri; Anabantiformes; Osphronemidae.